AUGGCCACCUUCGCCAACGCCAUCGCGGCCACUGCCGCCUUGGCCAUUGCCUCCAUGGCCGCCGACCUGUGCCAUGCUCAGUUCGGGCCACCAAUUCACCGUAAUUCUCUGGGUGAGUUGAAGCGGCUGUCCCAGACAUCUUCGGUGGCAGCAUAUCAGACGAAGUUUCUGGCAUUGGCUAGCCGGACGACGGAGCCACUCAUGGAUUCGCAGCAAAUACAACUCUUCACAGCUGGCCUACGCGAGGAAUUGGCCAUCGACGUCGAGUUGCAUCAGCCGGAUGACCUGCAGGAAGCCAUGGGGCUUGCCAGGGCCUACGAACGGAAGGCGUCACGGCUGGCCAGCGGCACGCGUCCGGCACUCCGCGCACCGUUCCGGAGCGGACCGGCUGCUGCCAAUCUGCCAACAGCGCCAGCCGCGACCACCGAGGGCUCACAGGAGCAAGCGCCCCGACAAUUUCGUCGCCUCUCACCGGCGGAACUCGCGGAACGUCGGUGCCAAGGGCUGUGCUACAACUGUGACGAGAAAUUUGUGCGCGGGCACAAAUGCGCUCGUCUGUUCUACAUCGAAUAUGACGACAACGUCGAAGGGGACAUGGAGCCGGCCCCCGACGAGCCGCGUGUGUCGCUCAACGUUCUCGCCGGGUUGGACGGGGCCAACACGAUGCGCCUGCCCGUUGAGAUUGCCGGCGAGCGCGUGGUCGCACUCGUGGACUCUGGGUCGACACACAACUUCAUCCAUACCGAGCUGGCGCGUCACCUGUGCCUCCAUCUGUCUCCAGUGCGCCAUGAUCUCUAUGUCGUCGUGGCGAACGGCGAUCGUCUGGUCAGUCCAGGCCGGUGCGCCAACCUCCGUCUUCGCAUUGAAGGGAAGCUGUUCACAGUCGAUUGCUUCGCACUCGACAUCUCCACCGUCGACAUCAUCCUCGGCACCGAGUGGCUCAGCACGUUGGGGCCAAUUUUGUGGGACUUCCGGAAUAUGCGCAUGUCAAUUUGGCGCAGUACGCGCGAGGUCACCCUUCACGGCCUCGCCAACCGCCGGCCGCCCCAUUGUGAGAUGCUGGAAACAGAGGACCUCCUACCCCGCCUACUUGACGACUUCGCCGACAUCUUCGCGGAGCCGCAGGGACUGCCUCCCGCGCGGCCGAUCGAUCACCGCAUCCACUUGAAGCCGGAUGCAUCGCCGGUGGCGAGAUUUUGCGUCGACUACCGUGCUCUAAACGCCGCCACCGCCAAGGACAAGUUCCCAAUACCCAUCGUCGACGAACUCCUCGACGAACUCCGUGGUGCUCGAUUCUUCACCAAGCUGGACCUUCGCUCGGGCUAUCACCAGGUCCGCAUGCACGACGCCGACAUCCACAAGACGGCGUUCCGCACUCAUCAAGGCCACUUCGAAUUCUUGGUUAUGCCGUUCGGACUCACGAACACGCCGGCGACAUUCCAGGCCCUGAUGAACUCGGUGCUCGCUCCCUUCUUGCGUCGAUUCGUCCUCGUAUUUUUUGACGACAUUUUGAUCUACAGUGCGACAUGGGCCGAACAUCUGCAACACGUGCAAGCUGUCCUUCGCGCCAUCCACAACAACAAGCUGGUGCUCAAACACUCCAAGUGCCGUUUCGGCGAGCGCCAAGUCUAAUACUUGGGGCACACCGUCUCCGCCGAAGGAGUAGCCAUGGAUGAACUCAAGGUCCAGGCCAUUGGUGCGUGGCCGACGCCGCGCUCCGUCCGAGCCGUCCGCAGCUUUCUGGGGCACACCGGCUACUACCGCAAGUUCAUCAAGAAUUACGGCACCAUCGCCGCCCCACUGACGGCCCUUCUCAAGCGGGAGGCCUUCCGGUGGUCGCUAGAAGCGGACGCAGCUUUCGCGGCGCUCAAGGCGGCGCUCUCCUCUGCCCCGGUCUUGCAACUUCCAGACUUCGCCAGGACAUUCACCGUGGAGUGCGACGCCUCUGGCUCGGGCAUCGGUGCAGUGCUCCACCAAGGCGCCGGCGCACUGACCUUCUUCACCCGGCCACUCGCGCCGCGACACGCCAGCCUCACUGCCUACGAACGGGAACUCAUUGGGUUGGUUCAAGCCGUGCGCCACUGGCGUGCGUACCUGUAGGGACGACAGUUCGUCGUUCGUACGGAUCAUUAUAGCCUCAAGUACCUCCUCGACCAGCGCCUGUCCACUAUUCCUCAGCACCGUUGGGUUAGCAAGUUGAUGGGCUUCGACUUCAC
Molecule: messenger RNA, 2216 nt
Organism: Oryza sativa Japonica Group (Japanese rice)
Lineage: Eukaryota; Viridiplantae; Streptophyta; Magnoliopsida; Poales; Poaceae
Source: RefSeq, a predicted model, not a curated record